CAGUUGCAUCUCCACCGCAUCGUAAGUCAUCGUCCCAUGUCCAAGCUAUUCACUUCCGACCAAGUCGCUGCCCACAAUACCGACAAGGACUGUUGGAUCAUUGUCGAGGGAAAGGUGUAUGACGUUACCACCUUUCUCAACGAUCAUCCUGGCGGCCGCAAGGUAUUGCUCAAGGUCGCCGGUACCGAUGCCACGACGCAGUUCCAGCAGUUCCACAAUGCCGCUGUCCUUGAAAAGUUUGGCCCCGAGCUCCUCGUCGGAGCAGUGAGCGCCCACAGCGAGGCAACCACGACCUCAGAGGAGCCGACCCCCAGCAUCGCCGAAGGCAUGACCGAAGGCGAGCCCUUUGGCGAGCUGGUUCCUUUUGGUGACCCGUACUGGUACCAGGACUGGUACUCGCCCUAUUACGAUGACUCGCACCGACGUUUGCGCCGCUUCGUUCGCAUCUUUGUCGAGAAGGAAAUGAUGCCUUUCUGUCACGAGUGGGACGAGGCAAAGAAAAUCCCAGCCUCGCUGUUUCUCAAGGCCGGUGCGGCUGGCAUCCUCCCCGCGGUUGCUGGUGGACACUGGCCGGUCGAAUACGUUGCGUCUCCUCCGCCAGCGGACAUCGCGAUCAGCGAGUGGAACGCGUUCCAUGAGUUCAUCGUUUGCGAUGAGCUCGCCCGCUGCGGAUCGGGAGGUGCUCUUUGGGGUCUCUGCGGAGGUCUCGGUAUCGGACUCCCUCCGGUCAUGAACUUUGGCUCCGCCGAGCUCAAGAAAAGAAUCGUUCCGGAUUGUCUCAGCGGCAAAAAGUUCAUCUGUCUUGCAAUCACAGAGCCCUAUGCCGGCUCCGAUGUCGCCGGUCUGCGCACCGAGGCCAAGAAGACCCCCGACGGCAAGUUUUACAUUCUGAACGGCGAAAAAAAGUGGAUCACCAAUGGUGUGUAUGCUGACUAUUUCACGGUUGCCUGCCGAACCGGAGAGCCGGGCAUGAACGGCAUCUCGCUGCUUCUGGUCGAGCGCUCGAUGAAGGGCGUAACGACUCGGCAGAUGCAGUGCUCCGGUGUCUGGGCCAGUGGCACCUCGUACAUUGCGUUCGAGGACGUCAAGGUGCCUGUCGAAAACCUCAUCGGCAGAGAGAACAAGGGUUUCAAGGCCAUCAUGUUCAAUUUCAACCAUGAGCGAAUGGGUAUUGCCAUCCAAGCCAAUCGCUUUUCACGCGUCUGCCUCGAAGAGUCCCUGAAGUAUGGACAUAAGCGCAAGACAUUUGGCAAAAACCUUGUCGACCAUCCAGUUAUCCGCCAGAAGCUGGCCAACAUGGCUCGCAAGGUUGAAGCCACACACGCCUGGAUGGAGUCCUUGAUCUAUCAGACCACACGGAUGCCACCCGAGCUGCAAAUGCUCAAGCUCGGCGGGCCCAUCGCGCUGCUCAAGGUUCAAGCCACACAGACCUUCGAAUACUGCGCCCGAGAGGCCGCCCAGAUCUUUGGAGGCUUGGCCUAUUCCCGUGGCGGACAGGGCGAAAAGGUCGAAAGACUCUACCGUGAAGUUCGAGCCUAUGCCAUUCCUGGAGGAUCAGAGGAGAUUAUGAUGGAUCUUGGAAUGAGACAGUCCAUCAAGGUCUCUCAGUUGAUGGGUGCCAAACUCUGAGGCAGCUCACAAUAGCUGUUUGUGGGCCCUGGCAAACCGGUCCCCUCGGCAAUAUACGAAAUGCGGGUCGGCAACGCUCGCUCGCGUACUCGAUGAUAG
Messenger RNA from Polychytrium aggregatum, 1728 nucleotides. RefSeq names its product putative acyl-CoA dehydrogenase. The transcript is spliced from 10 exons. Lineage: Eukaryota; Fungi; Chytridiomycota; Chytridiomycetes; Polychytriales. Gene Ontology annotation, molecular function: acyl-CoA dehydrogenase activity; flavin adenine dinucleotide binding; heme binding. Bases 37 to 1629 code for a protein of 530 amino acids. The record is from RefSeq and is a predicted model, not a curated record.